AUGGCGACCAUUUCAUCUCCCGUUAUUGCUACAAAACUCAAUCUUACACCUACCACGAGAUUUACUACUGUGUUCUCUUCGUCCAGCUCACUGUUCUUUGGCGACCAUGUUAAUAACCGGGCUGGUCUUCACCUGGUUGUGAAUCGGUCCAGAAGAGCCAGUACGAGUGAGAAAAGGGGGCUUUCGUGUAACUGCCUUUUCGGGCUCGGAGUGCCGGAGCUUGUUGUAAUUGCCGGCGUGGUUGCGCUGGUUUUCGGGCCCAAGAAGUUGCCCGAAGUUGGCCGGAGUAUUGGCAAGACUGUUAAGAGCUUCCAGCAGGCUGCAAAAGAACUAGAGUCGGAACUGAAGAAGAAUACUGAGUCUUCAGAGGAGCCUCCUGCUGAGAAGAUUACAACAGUCAGUGAAGAAGAGAAACCAGAGGCUAAAGUCUCGGGCACGAAGGAGAACUCCCAAGUUUGA
This is a messenger RNA of Fraxinus pennsylvanica, 459 nucleotides long. Lineage: Eukaryota; Viridiplantae; Streptophyta; Magnoliopsida; Lamiales; Oleaceae. The record is from the annotation of a GenBank genome assembly.